This is a messenger RNA of Pyricularia oryzae 70-15, 1549 nucleotides long. RefSeq names its product glutaminyl-peptide cyclotransferase. The transcript is spliced from 2 exons. Bases 104 to 1270 code for a protein of 388 amino acids. Lineage: Eukaryota; Fungi; Ascomycota; Sordariomycetes; Magnaporthales; Pyriculariaceae. The record is from RefSeq and is a predicted model, not a curated record. Gene Ontology annotation, molecular function: glutaminyl-peptide cyclotransferase activity; zinc ion binding.
GCUGAAAUGAAUUAUGCUAUUGAAACUAAUUUUGUACUGAAAGGGUUGAUUGAUUGCAAUGUAUUUUCGCAUCGGAUAGCGUUAUAAUAACAGCUUAGUACGUAUGAGAUUGCCUGCCACGCAAAGAAAUAUGAAGGGUCCUUUUUUGACGGGCCAAUUGGUGCUCCAGCUGCUUUUGACGCCUCUCACAGCCGGUUACGGAGAGCUCUCGGACAACAGCCUCAAGGACAUACCGGGUGCAGGCGGCGACUUUGAUAUCAGCACGGGCCAGCUUUUAGCCCCGAUAUUGAUCCCGCGUGUCCCCGGCACACCGGGCUCGCAAAAGGUCCAGGAUCACUUCGUGGACUUCUUUGCACGGCAGCUUCCGGAUUGGUCCAUCGGCUGGCACAAUACUACCGCAAAGACUCCGGCGACGGGUGACGAGGAUGUGCCGUUCCGCAACCUCAUCUUCAGGAGGGACCCGCCAUGGGCCGCCGAGGGUGACGUUUCCAGACUGACACUGGUCGCGCAUUACGACAGCCUGUUCCGGCCAGAGGGGUUUAUCGGGGCCACGGACAGCGCGGCAUCCUGUGCCUUGCUGAUGCACGUCGCCAGGAGCAUUGACGGUGCGCUGACCAAGAAGUGGUCUGAUAUGAUGGCUCGUGGCGAGACAGGGGGUGGGCUGGAGGAGGAGAAAGGGGUGCAAAUCAUCCUGCUGGAUGGCGAGGAGGCGUGGGUCUCGUGGACAGACACGGACUCACUCUACGGUUCUAGAGCACUUGCUGCCGACUGGGAAGCAGAGGUGCACCCGCAGUCGUCUAUUCACUCAAACUCCCUCAAGUCUAUAUCACUUUUUGUACUCCUUGACCUUUUGGGCGCACCCACUCCGCGGAUACCAUCAUACUUCCAAAACACCCAUUGGGCUUAUCAAAAUAUGGCCAAGGUCGAGGAGCGUUUGCGGAAGCUUGACCUACUUCAGGCGCAACAAAAGAAUCCGUUUUUGGUUGAGGCUGGGAAGCCGUCGGGUGCCUUUACUCAGGGGUACAUACUAGACGACCAUGUCCCGUUCAUGGAUCGCGGUGUUGACAUAUUGCAUGUGAUACCGACACCAUUCCCGAGUGUCUGGCACACUAUGAUGGAUGACGGAGAGCACCUGGAUGGAGAGGUGCUGCAAGACUGGGCCAAGAUUAUCACGGCGUUUACAUCUGAGUGGAUGGAACUGGAAGGGUUUCUCCCGAGCGCCUUGGAGAAGAAGCCCAAUGUCGAGGAAAUGGUGAAGGACGAGCUUUAGGCUUCCUAGACCUGAGGUCUUUUUGUGUAUAUGCUGAACUUUAGAUAUCCAUGUCUGCUCCCAUGCAUCCAUGCACCGAUGGCAGUUUAUUCGCCGAUCAUCAGGAUAAACGUGAUGAAAAAAAAAAAAAAAAAAAAAGACACCGACAGUACCAUCCACCUGAAGUAUGCAAGACUGUAAUCAGAUCCUCCGACCUCAUCGAUUGCGAGAGGGGAUGAUACACGUGACUGUCACCACAGCAACCACUUUCCAUUUGACGUAUCCGACCCACCUUUAGCC